GUGAGCAGGAGGCAGUCAGGGAGCAUUCAGCAGUAUUGCCUGCAUUGCCUAGCUGCAUGGUCAUAACACAUCGUUGUCUGGGGCAAGAGGGCAGCAGGCCAUGCAUGAACACACAGACAGACAAGGGGAUAUAAUGGUGCUCAGUUACUCUUAGGAACUGGAGAGAGUUCAGCGUUCCACGUUUUCACUGCCAAACAGUCUCUGAAAACAGAAAGCCCUGAGACUCGUGUUUGCUUGCUCCUAUUCCAAGUUUUUGAUUCAUCUCAACCCAUUUUUUCCCCCCAAACAUGGGGUGCUCCUCAUCCAGUGCACAGACCGUUGAUCAAGAAAAAAGACCAGGCACAAAGCCUGAGGAGAGCAAUGGAGACACAGUGGCAGUCAAAAACGGCAUCAUUGCAGAAGAUCCUCAAACCAUCGAGGACCAGAUGCAGCUUCCUGUGCAGACUGCGUUACCCGAUGAUCUUCAGAGGGGUGCUGAUGAUGAAGCUGAGGCCGUGUUAGUGGCCCUGGAGGCCCAAGAAGACCUUGGCUCUGGGGAGGACCUUCUAGCUGCUUCUGAGGUAAAGGAAGAACCUACUGCUACUGAAGAGACAGCGCCAGAGGCUGCUGCUUCUGCUCCUGCUGAGCCUGAGACUGCUAUAGCAAUUGUUGAGGCACUACCCCCGGUUGAAGAAGCCGCCCCUGUAGAAACUGUAGAGGCAGAAGCCCCUCCUGAGGUUGAAGCUCCUGUUGAGACUGCAAAAGAGGCCCCUGCUGUUGAAUCAUCAGCUGAAACGGUGCAGGCAGAGGCCUCUGCCAUCACUGAGGAGGUGGUCGCAGUGCCUGUCGCUGAACCGGUUAUAUCUGAGCCAACUGUGAACCCAGUUAUUGCGGAAGAGGCUUCAGCUGAGGCUGUGGGGGCCCCUGCUGAAGUGGCUGCACCUGCGCAGGCUUCAGCUGACAAUUCUGAACCAGAGGCUGCUUUACCUGCACCAAGCGAAGCUUUAACAGAAACACUGGCUGAGUCUUCAGCACCAGCUGAAAUUUCAGAACCAACUGAAGCUGCACCACCUGCUGAACCCUCGGUGCCUAUUGAAGCUGCAGAGCCGGUAAUAGACACAGAGAUUGCUACUGCAACUAUCCCAGAGAUGCCAGCGUUAUCUUCUGUCACAGAUGAGACCAAAGUUGAGCCACAGCCUGCUGCCGAGGAGCUGACAGACCCUACUCCAGCUCCUGCUCCAGCAGAGGCACCCAGCACCACAGAGGAUGCCCAUGCUCCAGCUUCAGGAGUUGAACCUGCUGCUACUGAGCCGGUCCAGGAUGCAGAGGUUCCAGCUCCUGCUCCAGCUGCUUCAGAAACCCUUUCUGAGGUAGCCUCAGAAGCUCCACCAGCCUGUGUCACCCAAGAGACCACUGCAGACAGUGUAGCAGCAGUGGAGGCUCCUGUGGUUGAGCCCACCCCUACAGAAACUGAAGCCCCUUCAGCACCAGCCCCAUCUACCGAUCCAGCUCCUGAAGAUUCACCAGGUGUGGAGUCUGCAAGCGAGGCGUCUCAGGAUACAGAGGGUGAGAAAGCCAAAAAGGAGGACUGAGUUGAGAGAAAAGAAUGCAACAAAACGCCCAAAGCUACCACUGUAAACCUACUGGAAGGAAGACAAGAUGAAGUAAACAGAAGAAUAAAACAACUGAUUUUCAGUUUUGUCUCAUCAGCACUCACCAAACUUUACACCACAUUUCCUAAUAUUCACUGUGCCUUAAAAACUUUCCUUAGAAUCUUUCCCAUAUUUGUAUAUAAACCUUUUCAGGAGAGGAACGCGAAGAGUAUGUGUUUUUUAAUGGGAAAUCAAGUCUCUGGAUCCACGUACUACACAUGUGGCCUGUGACAAGAGGGUGCAAUCCUCUGUAAAAUCUGUCAACUCUUGCUAGCAACUCUUUCGAGUUUCGAAUGGCAGUGCGCUGAAAUACAGGAAGGAUACUUGGUUAUUUAAAGAAGCUGCUUCUGAGGAAUACAGCUGUAAAUAAAAAACUUAGACAAAGAACUCAAAACUGACAAGAAUACAAACCUGGGAUGACACACACUGGCUAGGUGUACACUGUACUUAGGCUGUAAUAAACUGAUUUGUAAUUGGUUGAAUUUCUAGUUUAAUUCUGACAUUAAACCAUAUUUUUUGUUAACUGUUUGCACAUUAAUUGCAGCCUUUCCAAAGGGGCUCAUUUAUUCAAUAGGAAUGACAGUAAUAAGUGCUGAGUAACUCAGCACACAUGGUUUCAAUAUUUCAACAUUUUAUUGGUUCACAUUAAAGUGUUUUGAUUUGCUUAAAUGAAAAGUGGGCAAAGAUCACGUAUGCAGAGGGUUAGUACUUAAAUAUACUUUUAUAAUCAGUCGUUGGUGGGUUAAGGAUACAGACGAGGCCAUGUUGCUGUUCUGUGAAACCCUUCUGUAGUUGCUCCGUAGCUGGUGGGUGUUUGUGAACUUUUCUUUCUUAAAGUAAUGAACCUUCCAACAAAAGGAACUUCGGGGUAACACUGAUGUCAUACGCUUGUCAGUUUUAGAUUGAGUGCAUUACACUGCAUCGCCUAGUGGGCAGAAUAUUAAACUAAUUAGUUCUACAUGCUGAGUUUAAAAGUGUAAGGGCAUUAGAAAAUUACUGCAACCUCAUAAGAUGUGAUGAUGCUUUGGGAACAAAUUUUUUUUGAUCUUUUUCAUUUCACUUCUCACUCCCUGUAAUAUAUUCAUUUUCUCCAACUUUGUCUAUGAUUCUGCUAACCUGUUAGUGUACAGAAUAAAGUUUUACUCACUAA
This is a messenger RNA of Pelmatolapia mariae (spotted tilapia), 2781 nucleotides long. Its product is annotated as fibrous sheath CABYR-binding protein-like. NCBI's taxonomy places the organism in Eukaryota, Metazoa, Chordata, Actinopteri, Cichliformes, Cichlidae. The transcript has 4 exons. The record is from RefSeq and is a predicted model, not a curated record. Bases 288 to 1571 code for a protein of 427 amino acids.